Malurus melanocephalus (red-backed fairy wren) is the source of this 2221-nucleotide messenger RNA. RefSeq names its product solute carrier family 22 member 4-like. Gene Ontology annotation, molecular function: transmembrane transporter activity. The coding region runs from base 957 to 1322 and encodes 121 amino acids. NCBI's taxonomy places the organism in Eukaryota, Metazoa, Chordata, Aves, Passeriformes, Maluridae. The record is from RefSeq and is a predicted model, not a curated record. The transcript has 4 exons.
UUUUUUUUUUUCCUUAAAUGCUCCCAUCUCUUUAAUCUCUAUUUGAAGAGAAGUGUUCUUCUUGAAGCUCAAUAACAUAAGAGCCAGACCCAUGGUCAGUGUUUUUGUUCUGUUUCUGUAUUGUGCCCAUCUCAGUGAGAUCCUGCUCCCUGCCUGGGCAGCCACAAGGAAUGAGGACCCAAUAAUGCCAUAUAGACAAACCAGGACCCUUUUCUGUCCAUGUUGCCCCCAGCAGAAAGCAACUGGCUAGCACACUUGGCAUGCCAUAGUAAGGUGCUCCUGAGAUUUGAAACCUGAACAUCCAGCUCUCUGUGAAGAUUAAAUAAGAUGUAAUGGAAGUGCUGAGGGUGGGAGAUCCUGACACUGGCUACAAGUAGGAAUUUAGUUGGCAUGGGAAGCUUGCAAGAGUUUCAUUGUGUCGUUGAGCCUGUUGCAGUGAAAAGCCUUUGUGAACGACUUCCACAAAGCUUUUUACUUGGUGUAACGUAUGCAGGAAGGACAGAGAAAUCUGAGGUGUCUUCAAGCCGCUGUGGAUAUGAUCACUGGAUGGGAUAACAGAAUUAGAAAGAUGGGGUUGCCACUGAGACUUUUUUAAGCCACGAUGUCUGUGGCGGUGCUUUGCGACAUCCUAUUUUUGUAACAUCUGAGGCACCACUGGAGGCGUUCAGAGACUGCUAUUUCUGGAAUAAUUUUGGUUUAUUGCUUUUCCCAGGUUUUUCACAUCAGUUGGCUACUUUGGCCUGUCCCUCAGCACUCCAGACUGGCAUGGAAAUGCCUACAUCAACUGUUUCCUCUCGGCUGUUAUUGAAGUUCCAGCUUACGUGAUCGCCUGGCUUCUCCUCCGCUCUCUCCCACGGCGCUACUCCUUAUCUGGCACCUUUUUUUUAGGGGGAAGUGUUGUCCUCUUCAUUCAGCUGGUUCCUGCAGAUCUUAAUGUCCUCUCUGUUGGACUGGUGAUGCUUGGGAAGUUUGGCAUCACAGCUGCGUUUUCAAUGCUUUAUGUCUACAAUGUGGAGCUGUACCCAACGCUAGUGCGGAACAUGGCAGUGGGAGCGACCUCCACGGCCUCCCGGCUGGGCAGCAUCAUUGCUCCUUACUUUGUUUACCUGGGUGCCUACGACAGAUACCUACCAUAUAUCCUGAUGGGGAGCCUGACYGUGCUGAUUGGGAUCCUUACYCUGUUUCUGCCAGAGAGCUACGGCAAUCCGCUGCCCGAGAGCUUUGAGCAGAUGCUGAAGGUGAAAUGUUUCAGAAACGGACAACAAACCACUGGCAUUAGGAGUUCCAAGGAGAGUCCUAAAAGUCUGAUAACACCUUUGUGAAGAAAGAUGCACCUCUCGGAGGGGCUGGAAGAAGAACAUCUCAAAAUGCAUUUUCUGCCACAGCAAAGCGAACAAAACCCAACAGCUAAUGCACCAUAGUUGUUGUCCCCUGUGCUACUCUCCCUAAAUGACAUAGUUUACUGACCAGAUGCUGUCUACUCCUGUAGGACUUUUUAGUCUGUAAUUCAGAGUCCUGAUUCCUGGGGUUUGUCAGCAGACACAGUCCCCAUUGAGAAAUGGGGGCCUGUCUUUGCUAAAUACGAGUCAAGGAGUAAGCUAGAAGUGAGCCUUAAAAAUAAUACAGCAGUGACUCCAGGCAGUCAGGUACUCAAUCAAUGCUGCUGAAAGGAAAAAAAAUAGCUAAUGCAAUGCUGGUGUUUUUUCUCACUUUGUGUGUUGACUGGAGGAAGGGGAGCUGGGUGUCUGCCUUUCAAAACCUGAAAGAAAGAUCCUGCCCUCCUCUGAAAUCUGUGAGCAAGGGCCAUGGACUAAGUGGGGUCAGAAUUCAUUUGUAGCAGAGCUGACAUAGACUUCACUGUAAGGACAUGGGUUUUUAACAUAACAUCAGAGUGGCUUUAGAUGUCACUUGCUUUUUCUAGGACCUGGGAUCCCCUUGUUCCUGUAAAAGCUGAUGUGUUUUCACAUCAUAAAGCCUGAGCCCACCCAAAACCCUUAGCUUUGUGAAUCYUCAGUAUCUUUGGGGAAGGGGGUAAAUUUUGAGCACUGAGUAAGGACUAUAAUUUGCUGACUUUCCGAUGGGCCAUGCCCACUUUCAACAGAAAAGUGAGCUGUAGYAAGUCAGUGAUCCUGUCCAAAUGUGUCAUGCAGUUUUAGCUUUCAGGUUUUUCUUGGUAAAUGGGCAUGAGCAGUUUUUUUCAUCUCUUGGGGUGUUGUUUUUU